AGUCCUUUCUCUAAAUGCAGUAGUAAUGCCGUAGCCCGGGGGUUUACUCUAAAUUAUUUGGUGGAAACAUUAGUAGGAAUACCAGAUUUGGUUGUAACUUUACAGAAUAUCGAGGAAGAAAGUAAUUAUGAUGUCAUUAACUUAGAUAACAUAUCACUGCUUAAUUACUGGAAUUAGUAUCAUCCCACUGAUUAUAAAGUUUUUUUUUUUUAUAAAGUAAAUUUUAAAUUCAUGUAAGUCUAUCAAUGUGGUAUAAAAGUAGGAAUCCUUCGGAUACACCCAUUACAAUUUCAGAAUGGAGCAGUGCUUACUUGUGAAAACACAUUUGGUCAAAAAGGGGCGCAUGCCCUAUCAUUUGAUGAAGUGUAAAAGGCAGCACCAUCGACGUGGUGAAAUUGUACACUGCUGGUACAAUCACUCUCAUGCUAUGAUGCCGGAGGAGUUAAUGGAGCACGAGAAGCAUUGUAAGAACGCGGUGCCAGAUGUGGAUAAAAAAAGUAAAAAACAGCAUCUAUAUAAUAGAUAUAAAAUGCUCAAUUUGGUGAAAGAGGCUGGAUCAGGAACUGCUCAGCACAGCAAUAUGAUAGGAUGCGGUGGGCUGGAGUGUGGGGAUACAAGCACGAGUAAUCAGCAAACCAAAAAUGGACAAUAGCAU
Messenger RNA from Owenia fusiformis, 655 nucleotides. NCBI's taxonomy places the organism in Eukaryota, Metazoa, Annelida, Polychaeta, Sabellida, Oweniidae. The record is from the annotation of a GenBank genome assembly.